Messenger RNA from Vitrella brassicaformis, 1969 nucleotides. The record is from the annotation of a GenBank genome assembly. Lineage: Eukaryota; Vitrellaceae.
UGACUCUCUUGCUCAUGUUAUCAACAAAUUAUGUCGAUCGAAUUCACCAGUCAUACGAACAUCAUUCAAGCGUCUUCUCGUCUAGCGUUUGUAUCUCUGUCUGACCUCACACACAUGCCGGUUUGCUUGCGUGUCUCUCUCGACAUGGUGUCUUCACAUUAUUUCUGCCGAGGAGUGUGCGAUACUCUGAGCUGCAAACACGAGUCCGCUCUGCUCGUCGGCGUCUCUGCAGCAAACUGCGCUCUUCUCGCCAGUCUGACACACAAUCACAGACACACCCCACGUCUGUCUUUGCACGCACCUUGUUUCAUGUAUUUUGCGUGUUCGCUCUUACCGUCGACUCGACGCCUUUGUACCAGACGUCGUUAGUAAUGAGCCACUGGUGUGUGCGUGCGGUGUGAAAUCCACCCAUGUAAAGCUCCUCGAGCGUGCACAGAUGGAAGGCCGGCGGGCAGAUUUCGGGGUCCGCGGUCUCGUUGAAGGUGCAUCGUAGUCGGCCAAGAUGGUAGAAGUCUGCGGUGCCGAUGCCCGUCAGAGCCGCCGGCAGCAUGGCCUGAAUCGACUGUUGCUGCACGACGAGAGACACACAUACACAUACACAUGACGGCACAUGUGGCUGUGUGGCCGACUGACUGACCUGGAGUCCGUAGUUGUAGAACUUGAUGUCGUCGAUGUAUCCGUCAAAGCCUGGGAAGGUGCGGUGGGGAUGCUUCCCAAUGAAGAGCGGACCUGAACCAAUGAAUGCACAGCGCCAAACAAACAAAGCAAUGCCUUGUGUGUGUGUGUGUGUGGUCUCUCUUCGUGUUUCUUGCCGUUGUUGGCCUUGGGCUCGUCUGAGAGUAUCACCUCACUAUCCUGCACACAGACAUAGUUUCAUGAUGCGCAUCUCUUUGUCCUCAUUCAUGUGUAUCUGCCUCUGCCUGACCAGCAUUCCGUCGAUGAACAAUCGCAUGACGCCCUUGGACAGACUCACAGCGACAUGCGUCCACCGCCGCAUCGGAAUGCCACCCUGCUCAUUGACAACCCUCACACACACACACAAAUGGAAGAAUGAAUGGAUGAAUGGCUUUUGUCAAUGGGCUGGUGUCAUGGCUGGCGUGCCUGCGAGUCGAGUCCUUCGUUCGGGUUGAUAUUGGUCGACACACGGACGCGCAGCUUGUUGCUCGACUCCUGCAGCAAUACCGUGGGCGUCACUUCAAAGUCGCCAUGGCCCUUUGACACCACAUAGCGAUACUGCCCUGAGCGACAUAAGAAUGAACCACAUGACAGAUGGAUGGAUGCGUCUGUUUCCUUUCUUCUCUCUGUCGUUGUUUGCUGUUUGCCUGUGGGUCCGUUAAGCAGGUAGAUCCAGAAGGAGACGGUCAGUGUGCCGACGUUGAGGGAAGGCGAUGAGGCGACGACAGUCCCGUUGUCCUUGUCCAUAAUCAGACUCGCGCCAUAGCCAAAGAAUGAAGGGCCCGAGCGAAGCGCUGAUGAACACAAGCAGACAACCGAAUGACAAACGUGGAUGACACGUCUGUUUGCGCCUGUGCUUGUGUGUGUUUUUCUGACCUGGGUGCAUGUGAUUGAAGUGUCCUGAGUGAUCAAUGGGGUAGACGUCGUCGAAGGUCCACCAUCCAACGAGGCCGUUGGGGAUGGCUGCGGCUGUGAUCACCUGGGAUGUGCCGUGCAAGCAAAAGGCUUGAGGAACGUCUGCAGAUCCAUCCAUCCAUCCACAGCACACACAAAUGGAGAGAGAGGAGUGAUCCGCAAUGUGCCGUCUGUGUUGUUCGCCCAUGCACCGAAGCAUUGCGAGAUGAUGUCAUUCAUGCGGCGGCUUCCAUCGUGUGUCCUGCCAGCGACCGUGUUCUGCGCAAAGAGCUUGGCGGAGCCGCCAGUCAAACUGGCGCUGAGGAACAGGACCGUCAAUGUGUUAAACACGCCCAUCGUGCGGAUGGAAUGCGGCCGCCGCGGGACUUUGCUCUAUUGC